AUGCCGAUUAGUUCGAAGAACAAAGAGAAAGAGGCCGCAUCCCGCCUUCAGAAUGACGAGCCAGGCAGUGUGGACUGGGACAAAGACUGCAGGCCGGAGCACUCAGCUUAUGCCAGCGAGGUCUGCGCGGUAUACUUCCAAGGAAAUGGGCCUCUCCAUAUUCCUCGGGAACUCCUAAAUCAAAACGCAGAACUCGCUUCCCGGAAUAUGGAGAUAAGCUGUUAUUCUUCAUCCUUCCGCGAACUUCAUUUGGACGAUAUCGCCUUCGACACCGGCCAUAUCCUUGUCCACUUUUUGCAUACUGGCAGCUAUCAGUGUCUGAAGCCACAGGGAGAUACUACUGCCAAGAGGCAUACAUCCGAGUUUGUAACUGCACUUCGCACGUAUGUCGCUGCCCAAUCCCUUCAAUUGCUGUCUCUUCGCGACCUGGCAAAAGGAGAAAUGAUCAGACUGGGCAACAAGUUGAGCGUACUUUCUUUGAUUGAUAUUCUGGAAGAGCCAACGUCAUCUUUGAGCACUUCGCCAGGGAUUGUCGCGUAUGCUGAGUCUCGAUUUCUUGCUUUCGCGGAGAGUGUUACCCAUCCAAUUGCAGAGAAGGUACUUGCUGAGAUUGGAACUCCUAAUACACUCAGCAAGGUACUUCUGAAGACGAUGUUACUGCUCAAGACUUCAGAAGUGCUUCAGAGGGAUGGAUCGUUUCAGAAGAAGGUACUAGUGGAGAUCCUCCGGGGCCUCACCGAUAGCAAACCUGGAGCAGGGGCCUCGACGAGCAAGGUCCCGGAUGUAUAUCAAGCUAUGCAGGAAGCCGAAGAGAAAGUGGCUCGGGAGUUAAAACCUAUCGACGAGGAAGAGGAAAAAACUGCUGCUCAAGAAGCCGAGGAUGUUGUUAUUGCCUGGGAGAAGGCAGAGCUAGCUGCCCUGGUUGCCAAGAAGGCAAAGUCAAAGAAACGCAAGCUCAACAAGACAGACGCUCAGCGUUUCAGCAUUCUGACUGAGGAUGCGGCGAAACGAGCUGAGGCGAAAGCUGCCGCUGCCUCCGCCGCCGCAGACACUCCCACUGAUGAGGAUAAGCCUGCUGAAGCCAUACCUCCUGCAAAGGAGGAUGAGCCUGCGGAGAGCAGGGUCGCUUCAACGGAUCACUCAUUUGUGUUCCCAACACCAAAGAGUGAUCAGAUAAUCGCGGAGAUCAUUACAGCUAACUACGCUUUAGUGAAACCGUGUGACAACAAAGACGACUUGGAUCCUUAUCGGCUCCAAGCCACAGGAGAUAUGGGCUUCCCGGAGCUGGCAUCCGCCGAGAAUCCUAAACUGAAUGCCUUUCACUGGGGGGGUUACAUCCGAGUUUCUCCAUCUUCCCCAGCCUCUGACAACUCUUCUCUGCAUAUCUAGAACUGGCUAAAUUGCCCAAAUAUGCUAUGAUGCUGUGUUGGCUGCAUAAGUGGAUGUCUCGGAUCCAGUAUAAGCCAGUAUUUUACUACGUAUUAGCGG
Molecule: messenger RNA, 1488 nt
Organism: Ilyonectria robusta
Lineage: Eukaryota; Fungi; Ascomycota; Sordariomycetes; Hypocreales; Nectriaceae
Exons: 4
Coding region: 1-1389 (462 amino acids)
Source: RefSeq, a predicted model, not a curated record